AAAUGUCAAUCUGAGCAAGGGAGUCCCAAUAAUCUGAAGCAAUCUGUAAGGACCUGACCUUAGUCCAUCCAGAUCAAUAGGGAAGUGAGGGUGGAAAGAAGACGAAGAGGAGGAAGAAAUAAGGGGCGCAACCGGGAUCGUUUACAGUGGCUGUUCCCGAGGAAAUAUAGACUUCACGAGCCUGGCACCUUUUGUUGCUCACAUGUUCACACUGUAAAAGUGGAUACCGAGGCAAGUCCGUUGCUUUGCGAGGCUGCAGAAGACUCUUCCUCCCCGCUUCCUAUCAACAUGUCUUUCCCUCAGCUGGGAUAUCAGUACAUCCGACCGAUAUACCCGCCGGAGCGCCAAGGGAUCGCCGGCAGCGCCCGGGCCGGGACAGAGCUGAGUCCGUCAGGCGCACUUUCCAACGUCCUCUCCAGCAUGUACGGAUCUCCUUUCGCCGCAGCCGCGCAGGGCUACGGAGCCUUUCUACCUUACUCCAACGAUAUAUCAAUUUUCAAUCAAUUGGGCGCCCAGUAUGAUCUGAAAGACGGCCACGGUGUCCAGCACCCAGGGUUCGCCCCCCCUCACCCUGCUUUUUACCCAUAUGGCCAGUAUCAGUUCGGUGACCCGUCCAGACCCAAAAACGCCACCAGGGAGAGCACCAGCACUCUGAAGGCCUGGCUCAGCGAGCACCGCAAGAACCCUUACCCAACCAAGGGCGAGAAGAUCAUGCUGGCCAUUAUCACCAAGAUGACCCUCACCCAGGUGUCCACCUGGUUCGCCAACGCCAGGAGGCGGCUAAAGAAGGAGAACAAGAUGACAUGGACCCCCCGGAACCGCACCGAUGAAGAAGGGAAUGUUUACACCAGCGACCAUGAGGGGGAGGAGGGGGACAAGAGGGAGGAUGAGGAGGAGAUUGACCUGGAGAACAUCGACACGGAAAAUAUUGAGAGCAAGGACGACUUAGACGACCAGGACGACCUUCACUCGGACAUAAAACUAGACGGGAGGAGUGACUCUGAGAUUUCGGACGGUUAUGAGGAUUUACAAGGGCCGGAGCAGAGGUUUCUGAAGGCAGUGGGGAAGGAGGCCAAGGAGGCGCAGAGAGGUGGAGAGCUCUUCCACGGCCACCAUCACCACCACCCAUCUUUGGACAUCAAGGCAUCCCAACCAAACGCAGAACAGCUCAAACUCAACCAGGUGUCCGUCAGCUCUCCACCUUCAGAGAACAACCCUGCCCCGGCCCAGAAACCAAAGAUCUGGUCCCUGGCAGAGACGGCGACGGCCCCCGACAAUCCGCGCAAGUCGCCGCAGGUGAACGGCAGCGGCUCAGCAGCGACGGGAGGAGGGACGGCCACCCAGGCCAUCCUCGGCCCGCACAGACUAAUCUCUUCCUGUCCCGUUGGGAAAAUCCAGAACUGGACGAACCGAGCGUUCUCGGCGCACCAGCUGGCUUUACUGAACUCCAAUCAUUAUCUGGGACUGGCGAACCAGGCCACCGCCACCAGCCUGGCACUGUACAGCAGCAGGCAAACGGAGGACAAGAGUCAUAGUUCAGAGACUCCAGUCACAGGUACAUGUCCCCGGCACUGAGACCCGCAUGUAGAGAGAAAAAAAACUAAACUCCAGAGACACUAUAGGCCAUUUCCUGUCAUUCAUUUCUUUAAUUUUAGAUCUCCCUUUGCCUUUUUCUCUCUCUGUCCAGGCCACACAGAUGAUCAGUGUUAAAGUGUUACAGCUAGGAGCAGACAGUGUUUGUAUGUGUGUGUAUGAAAGAUAAAUUGUUGUGGAAAAAGCCCUUUACAAUUUUAUUUAAAAAAAGGAAACGAAAGCAUUUAAGAAAAAAUAAUAAAUAUUAAAUUUGUUUUAAAAACAUUUCCAAAAUUCGUCAUUACAUCGAUUCACGUGUACAAUAGGGGUUUUUUGUUGUUGUUGUUCUGUCAAGGCGAAUAAUUUUCUAACAAAAGUCAAUGUGGGUUGUGAUAACAGGCAGUAAAAUUAGCGCAAUUUCAUGUUAAUUUUCUGUCCCGCAGUUGAAGAUCUAGUGCCUUUGGAUGCAAAGAAAACGGCAGAUCAAACAGACAGAAGGCUGUCUGGUUUUGACAGUUUAAAUUUUUUUUAAUUUUGAUGCCAUCUCAUUCUUUUCUUUUGUACUGCUUCUAUUGUUUGUAAUGCCAUAUUUAUCCAAAUGAGCUUUGAUUCUGAAAUUUUCAUUCAUCCCCGUGUGUAUAUGAGAGAGAGAGAGUGUGCGUGCGUGUGUGUGUGUGUGUGGGUGUGUGUGUGUGUGUGUGUGUGUGUGCACCGCCUGUGUUAUUCCGUUAAGGCCUCUCUUUACACUCACUUGUUUUGGUCAUGCAAAUGAGCUCAAUGCAAAUUCAUUUCAAGCUCCGUUUUUUUUUUCUUUCAUUUUUUUUGAAAGACAAUUGUCUUUUAUAUCACUUUAUGUUUUAACUCUUCACAGGCCGUCAUUACUGUUUAUUUUCUCCUCCCCUGCACUGCAUUUUUUAUUUAGCUUUUACCCCUGUGUAUUUCAUUUUUGAGGCUUCAGUACCGACUUAAAACAGCAAUGGUUCCCCGCUCUCUUCUCCCUUUCCUUCUUCUCCUCAUCUUUUAAUUUGAAAUCGAGUAUGGAAUGUAAAAUAAGAAUAAAAGAUCUCUGUAUAGCCUACUUACAUUGUAAGCAUGUCCCGUGUAAAACUGCUAAUGUAAUAAUGUAUGAACCUGUAGUCUGUGAGCUUCCCCCUCCCCCUUUUCCUUUUUGUAAGUUCUGUGAGGAUUUGAUGUUAUAAUUUUUUGUAUAUAAAGUUAAGAAUAUGUACAUACUUGUGAACCAAAUUGUACAAGAAAGUCUAUAUUUUUGGCUAAUAAAUGAACUGCUGCAACUUAAA
Messenger RNA from Gambusia affinis (western mosquitofish), 2870 nucleotides. It is a transcript of the gene irx3a, whose product is annotated as iroquois homeobox 3a. Gene Ontology annotation, molecular function: DNA-binding transcription factor activity, RNA polymerase II-specific; RNA polymerase II cis-regulatory region sequence-specific DNA binding. The record is from RefSeq and is a predicted model, not a curated record. NCBI's taxonomy places the organism in Eukaryota, Metazoa, Chordata, Actinopteri, Cyprinodontiformes, Poeciliidae. The transcript has 2 exons. Gene Ontology annotation, cellular component: nucleus. Gene Ontology annotation, biological process: cell development; regulation of transcription by RNA polymerase II; neuron differentiation. The coding region runs from base 289 to 1575 and encodes 428 amino acids.